This is a messenger RNA of Saccostrea cuccullata (small rock oyster), 1373 nucleotides long. RefSeq lists its product as uncharacterized. Gene Ontology annotation, molecular function: protein binding. Lineage: Eukaryota; Metazoa; Mollusca; Bivalvia; Ostreida; Ostreidae. The transcript has 6 exons. The annotation marks the transcript as partial. The record is from RefSeq and is a predicted model, not a curated record.
GGGUAUGCUUGUAACUUUGUCGAAAAUGGAUACGAGAAUACAAACUUCCUUGGAAUGCUCACAGAAAAGGACCUUAAGCGAAUAGGGAUCAAGAUAGUUGCUCAUCGUACGAAAUUGUUCCGGUUAAUCCAGGAUAUUCCAGAGUUUAAGAUUCCUAUUGGUGUCCCGAACGAUGUACAAUCUUGGCUACGCGGGAUUGGUUUACUUGAAUAUAAACAGAGCUUCAAUAGAAAUCAAAUCAAAACAGUCCAAGAUAUGGAAGUGUUGAAAACCAUCACAAAGGAAGAAAUUGAGGAAGAUCUCAAAAUUACAAAAUCAGGUCAUAUACAGCGUCUUCUUGAUGCCAUUCCAUGCCUUCGUCAGCCAGCCAAAGAGGAACGGAUCAUGAGAGAAAUUAAGGAGCAGAUAGGUCAGAUCCACCACCUGGAAGAUUUGAGUAGCGUGAAUCGAGAGGAGUAUAAGUUCUGGGCGGAUCUCAUUAAAGUUUGUUUAACGCCCUCGGCAGAUGUGUUUAGUUUAGAGCAAACUCUCAAAGAAAAUUUAAGGACGUUACGUAACGAAUGGUUGAUGGUAUCGGGGAUAGUCAACUGUUUAUGGAUCGUGAUUAUUAUGACGAUAUCAAGUAGUAUCGACUUAAAGGUGGCUGGGACAAAUAUACUUAGCCUAUUGUUCCUAAUUGUAUUUGGAUUUCUGUUUGUUCUUCAAUUUAUCUGCAUGUUGUUACACAGAUUUACAACACUCUCUCACUUUAUUGCGCGUGCGCCAUAUCAAUUUGGCGAGAAUUAUCGAACAUCUGUUGCUUUUCUGUCACGUGACCUGGAACCAGAUGCGAACAACCUGGACCAGAUGCCGAAUCUUGAUCGCCACAACGAGGCUACUGAGAACACCUCCUUGUUAUCAGAUCAUGGCAAUGAUUUGUAUCAAGGACGUCGUUAUGCUCAGACGUGUCAAUCAGUGUGAAUGAUGAUUUGAAUAAUUUCUAAUCACAAAAAAAUGUUCAACCUGUGCAUGAUGCAUCAUGAAUUUAAAUUUGUGAUCUUCAUAAAUGCUCCAUAAUUAUAACAUGUAAAUUUUAGGCAUGACUCAUAUAUAUACAAUGUUUAUUUAAGGAAUCACUGUCUAGUUAGUAUAGUAUACCAGAGCAUCAACGAUAGUGGAAAACAUGGGAUAAUUUAUGCAAAACGGGCUUCGAUAGUGGAAGACAUGGUAUAAUCUGCAUAAAGGGCGAAGCAUGACUCAUAUACAAUGUUUAUCUUUUUCGUACUGUUGUGCAUUAUUGUAUGUUUUGAAAUUACGGGGUUGCGAUAUAAAUAUAAAAUUCACAGUUGAAAGCCGUCUGACAUAUUGUAUUUUUUUUUUCAUUUUACUGCGCA